Molecule: messenger RNA, 1830 nt
Organism: Chara braunii
Lineage: Eukaryota; Viridiplantae; Streptophyta; Charophyceae; Charales; Characeae
Source: the annotation of a GenBank genome assembly
CACUGUGCCACUUCCUCAUUCUUCUAUCAGCUGUCACGUGGUAUCCGCCGCAAGCAUGCGAGCUUCCAUCAUCAGAGACGACAUCGAGGAGAUGGGGGUAUGUUUUCUCCACGCCCUCCCGCCCCAUGACGCUUCACCGACGGACUCUUCUUCGGAUCCACGCAUCACCGAGCUUCUCGACGCCUACAGCGACGUGUUCGAAGGCCCGCACGGAGUAGUACCGGAUCGGCCCAUUCGCCACGAGAUUAUUCUCGAGGAAGGGGCCGUUCCUCCACGCGGUUGCAUCUACCGAAUGAGCGAGGAAGAGUUAAGUGUGCUUCGUGCUCAACUCGACGACCUUCUAGAGAAAGGUUGGAUACGGCCUAGCUCAUCGCCAUACGGUGCUCCUGUUCUCUUCGUCCGGAAGAAGAGCAAGGACCUGCGGUUGUGCAUCGAUUAUCGCAAGCUCAACGCGCAGACGGUCAAGAACGCCGGCCCUCUCCCUCGCAUUGACGAUCUUCUCGAAAGAUUGGGCGGCGCCAAGUUUUUCUCCAAGCUGGAUCUCAAGUCAGGCUAUCACCAACUCGAGAUUCGGCAGGAGGACCGUUACAAGACCGAAUUCAAGAUGCGGUAUGGGCAUUUCGAAUGGCUGGUUAUGCCAUUUGGCAUUACGAAUGCCCCAGCCACUUUCCAAGCGGCUAUGACGACGGAGUUCCGACACAUGCUCGAUAGGUUCGUACUCAUCUACCUCGACGACAUCUUGGUGUACAGUCGGAGUUUGGAGGAGCAURUGGAGCACCUGCGCACCGUUUUGGAGCGGCUACGACAAGCCAAGUACAAGGCCAACCGCGAUAAGUGUGAAUUCGCACGGCAGGAGCUCGAGUACUUGGGMCACUAUGUGACGCCGCAAGGCAUCCGUCCGCUUGCGGACAAGAUCGAGGCCAUCCGACAACACUUCAUCAGGGGCUAUGAGUCUGAUCCMGAAUUCGCCACGCUAUAUGCGCAGCUAUCCUCGGAUCACCCACCGGCCAGCCACUAUCGCAUUGCCGAUGGGUACUUGCUCCUACACUCGCGGGGCAAGGACUUACUAUGUGUCCCUCGCGACCGCCGAUUACGGACUCGCCUCCUUGGCGAGUAUCAUGAUGGGCGACUCGCCGGYCAUUUCGGGGUCAACCGCACUAUUGCACGACUACGACAGCGAUUCCGAUGGCCUGACCUCAUCACCGACGUCACGAAGUAUUGCGACUCAUGCGAAGUUUGCCGACGAAGCAAGCCCCGCAACCGKAACCCUUACGGCGAGCUGCGUCCGAUGUCGAUCCCGCAGGAACCCGGUCUCUCCAUYGCCAUGGAUGUCACCGGACCAUUCCCCCGCGACCGCCUCGGACACGACGGCAUUCUCACGGUUGUGGACCGUUUGAGUAAGUACGCGCGGUUUCUCCCUUGCAAGUACUACUCCACGGCUCCCGAGUUGGCACGUCUCCUACACACAGGCUGGAUCUGCGGCCAUGGUGUUCCGGAGGACAUAGUCAGCGACCGCGACACCCGCUUCAUGUCGGCAUUUUGGACUGCACUCAUGCAGGAGUCCGGCACGAAGAUGAAACCAAGUUCGGCUCGGCAUCCACAGACGGAYGGGCARACGGRGCGAGCACAUCAGACGGCUCAGAUGAUGCUUCGUACGCUCAUUCGUCCGGACCAGAAAGAUUGGGUUGACCGCCUCCCCGACAUCGAGUUCGCCUACAACACUUCGGUGCACCCGGCAGUCGCCACCAGAGGCCUCUAUGGCAUUUGCAGGCCCGCCUUCACUUAGGGCGGGCACGAGGCUUGGUUGGGGUCUGAGCCCACCACAGAUAC